UCUGCUCCAGGUAAUGCGCUUUUUAUCUGUCACUUCGGGAGAAUGUGUGCAGCUACAAAGCGUUGCUAGUCUUCUAAAAUUGUAGUGAAAGUCAAGCGCAAGUCUCCACCGAUGCAGACUGGAUGUAGAAACCUUUCCUGGACUUUUUUUUCACUCACCUACAGAAGACUGUGCAGCAGGAGGAGCCUGACCUCACAGGCUGCUCUCUACUCCUCUACUUCACCCAUCCCUUCAUCCACCCACAGUCACAGCUUCUUCACAAGCCAACAAACCUCAGUCCCCCUCAACUCAACUCUUCACUUCCCUCCCACCCGCUUCCUCUCUCUGUCUGCUCACAGUUCAGGCCUGAUGGAGCUAAAAGAAGUUCUGCAGGUGUUGGAGCAGCUGGCUCCACUGUCUCUGGCUGAGUCUUGGGACAAUGUAGGCCUGCUGGUUGAGCCGAGCAAAUCUCGGCCUGUGAAAACCAUCCUGCUAACCAACGACCUCACAGACUCUGUCAUGGGGGAAGCUGAGGCCAUGAGCUGUGACCUCAUUAUCUCAUAUCACCCUCCAUUGUUCCGGCCAAUCAAGCGUCUGGUCCAGAAAGACUGGAAGCAGCGAUUGGCCAUCCGGGCUGUGGAGGCAGGGAUGGCGAUCUUCUCCCCCCACACUUCAUGGGACAGUGUGAAGGGAGGGGUGAACGACUGGCUGGUCGGGGGACUUGGUAGCGGCCAGGUGUCUGUGCUGAGUCAGGCCCUCGGUGCCGCCUCCCACAGUCACAAACUGGAAUUCACAGUAAAGAGCGCAGAGGAACUGAGCGCUGUUAUGGAGGAACUUCAAGCUUGUGACAGUGAAACAACACUACAGCAUUCAGUCAGCAGACCAGACAACGGUGGGAGCCGUGUCAGUGUUACCUGCAGCGACUCAGCGCUGACCCCCAGUGUCCAGACUCUGUUACGACACAAUGCUCCCAGUCUGUCCUUCAGCAUCCUGAAGUUAGAAAAGCCCCCUCUACUGGGUCAUGGCCAAGGACGACUUAGUGUUUUGGACCAGCCGGUAACGGUGGCAACAGCCAUCCAGAAAAUGAAGUCCCACUUGGGUUUGAGUCACCUUCGUCUGGCUCUGGGAUUAGGACGGACGCUAGAGUCCUCUGUGUGUACUGUGGCGGUGUGUGCUGGAUCUGGGGCCUCAGUGCUGAACGGAGUCAAGGCAGACCUCUACAUCACAGGUGAGAUGUCCCACCAUGAAGUGCUGGACGCCGCGGCCAAGGGAACUAGCGUCAUCCUCAGUGACCAUAGCAACAGUGAGCGAGGUUUUCUGGCCGUGUUCAGGGAGAAGCUGGCUGUGCGUCUCCCUGACAGCGUGACGGUGGUGGUGUCCAAAGCGGACAGAGACCCUCUGGAGGUGGUCUGACCGAUAGGAGCGACAUUUGCACUAGCUGAACUGAUUUUCACUAUUAUGAUUGGAUAACAUUUUUGACAUGUCAAAAGCACUUUUUGCUUUUGUUGUGCUGCAAUACAGGCUCUUUAUA
Molecule: messenger RNA, 1510 nt
Organism: Centropristis striata (black sea bass)
Lineage: Eukaryota; Metazoa; Chordata; Actinopteri; Perciformes; Serranidae
Gene: nif3l1
Product: NIF3 NGG1 interacting factor 3-like 1 (S. cerevisiae)
Exons: 7
Coding region: 112-1392 (426 amino acids)
Cellular component (GO): cytoplasm; mitochondrion
Source: RefSeq, a predicted model, not a curated record